AUGACGAAUAUACGCCAGAAGAGCUUAGUCAAUACGAUGGUGUACGAGCUGAAAGAACCCGGUAAGGGAUACUCUGUAUUUGCGGGGAAAGAUGGGUCUCGCGGGCUGGGUAUGUCGAGCUUGAACCCCAAAGAUGCGGUAUCAGACUACUCCACGCUGAAUGAUGCACAGCUUAAGGUGUUGGAUGAUUGGGUU
Malassezia sympodialis ATCC 42132 is the source of this 195-nucleotide messenger RNA. Lineage: Eukaryota; Fungi; Basidiomycota; Malasseziomycetes; Malasseziales; Malasseziaceae. The record is from the annotation of a RefSeq genome assembly.